Molecule: messenger RNA, 929 nt
Organism: Macrosteles quadrilineatus (aster leafhopper)
Lineage: Eukaryota; Metazoa; Arthropoda; Insecta; Hemiptera; Cicadellidae
Product: ras-related protein Rab-38-like
Exons: 6
Coding region: 56-442 (128 amino acids)
Molecular function (GO): GTPase activity; GTP binding
Source: RefSeq, a predicted model, not a curated record
UUUCGCGCUCAGUUGAAUCAGUGUUAUUGAAAUGCACGUGUGAUUUAAUUACAGAAUGGAUUUAAAUAGGAACAGAAGUGACAGAGAGAUAAGAAGAGAUGAACUACCGAAUGGAAGGACACAUUUGAUGGAUGAACAGCUGAAAUUUCUGAUAAUUGGAGAUUUUGGUGUUGGUAAAACUGCUAUAGUCCGCAGAUAUGUCGAUGGAAGAUUUUCUUCAAACUAUAAAAUUACUAUAGGUGCAGAUUUUACUUUGAAGACUGUCCUUUGGAAUGGCGAAACAAGAAUUAAUGUACAACUUUGGGAUAUAGCCGGUCAUGAAAGAUUCGGCUAUAUGACAAGAGUCUACUACAAAUCCGCAGUUGGGGCCGUUGUGGUAUUUGAUCUGACAAGAAGUGCUACAAUACAAUCUGUUACAAAGGGAAAGCAUUUGAUUUCCUGAUCACUCGAGCGCUGCAGACUAAAGUGCCUGAUCCAAUCUACAAGGAAAAUAUUAUUUUAAAUCAGAAAACAAUUUUUGAUAAAAAGAUCUACAACAGAAAGCGAGGCUGUUGCCACUGACUGGGGUUAUGCAGUUCAACAUUUCAACACCCUGGCUACAUACACUUCUAGGCAUAACUUUUUUCAUAAGAACCCACCAAAUACUAUUUUUUUAUGAUUUUUUACAUUUGUAUCCAUAUUCUGUAUAAAUUAGUUUAGAAAUAUUACAUGUUAAUGAGUGAAAAGUACGAGGGGCCUUUCAAUAGCACUGCAGUUGGCGAGUACACCGUAAAAGAGGUGGCACGCCGCUUAUAGUCCUCGCCACCCUAACUUGAGGCAGCCCAAACUAACCUGCAGGCAGAUCCCACACGACCCAUUUACAUUUACGAUCUUAUUUGCAACACUUCCAUGAACGCCAGAGCGCGAUAGUUCAAUAAUAACAUUAAUAA